Messenger RNA from Leptonychotes weddellii (Weddell seal), 846 nucleotides. RefSeq names its product mastin-like. Gene Ontology annotation, biological process: proteolysis. Gene Ontology annotation, molecular function: serine-type endopeptidase activity. Lineage: Eukaryota; Metazoa; Chordata; Mammalia; Carnivora; Phocidae. The record is from RefSeq and is a predicted model, not a curated record.
AUGCUGUGGUUGCUGUUUCUGACCCUCCCCUGGCUGGGGGGCUCUGUGCCCAUGACCCCUGACUCCGGCCCAGGGCGUGAGCUGGUGGGCAUAGUGGGGGGCUGUGCUGUCUCAGCCAGGAGGUAUCCGUGGCAGGUCAGCCUGAGGUUCUACAGUAUGAAUCAUGGCCCGUGGCAGCACAUCUGUGGGGGCUCCCUCAUCCACCCCCAGUGGGUGCUGACCGCUGCCCACUGCGUUGAGCCGGACGACCUGGAGGCUUGUGCCUUCAGGAUCCAGGUCGGGCAGCUGAGACUCUAUGACCACGACCAGCUGCACAGCGUGGCUGAGAUCAUCCGCCACCCCAAGUUCAACGUGAGCCUGUCCGCCAUGGGGGGCGCGGACAUUGCCCUGCUGAGACUGGAGAACCCCCUGACGCUCUCUAAGGAUGUGAACCUGGUCUCCCUCCCGGCGGCCUCCCUGAGGGUCCCCUGGAGGAAGAUGUGCUGGGUAACCGGCUGGGGUAACAUCGCGGACAACUCCCCGUGCCGCCUGCCCCCACCCUACCACCUGCAGGAGGUGGAGGUUCCUAUCGUGGGGAACAGGGAGUGUAAUCACCGCUAUCAGAACCUGGACAGCACCGAUCAGGUCAUCAAGGGCGACAUGCUGUGUGCUGGGAGCGAGGGCCGGGACUCCUGCCAGAUGGACUCUGGGGGCCCCCUGUGCCGCUGAAAUUGCACCUGGAUCCAGGUGGGGAUCGUGAGCUGGGGCCAAGGGUGUGGUCACCACGAUUUCCCUGGGGUGUACACCCGCGUCAUGAGCUACAUGUCCUGGAUCUGCCGGCAUGUCCCUCUGUUCCUCAGACCCUAG